AUUUUGCAGGACUUCUACAAUUCUCAGAAAGUAAAUCACUAUGAUACUUCUGUCUAGCAUAUUUUAUUCUGUUGUUACAACGAUUUUUUAAUGUUUUAUAUGCAGACCAGUCAGAUCCCUUGUUGGAUUUUCUCGCUUUACGGAGAAGCUGGUCUCGAGUGUUCAUGUCUUUCUUGAUGUCAUUUGGUAACCAAGGGCAACGUUUACCUUUCACCCGUUUUUCAAUGAUUGGAGCGUGUUUAUCUAACAUCGGAAAAAGAAUCUGUUUAAAGUAAAGCCAAGCCGCAUUAACAUUUGUGAUCAUAUACAAACGGGACCAGUCACGUGAUCGUAGGUCUUCCUGAAAAUCUUCGUGGUUGUCUUUCGCAUAAUUUCUGCAUUUGAUAGUGCGAUGUGGAAUUUUAUUAUGAUUAAUUUUUCUGACACAUAAAACACAAUCGUGAUCGCUCAAACUUAAUGGGAUGACGUCCGUAACUUUUACAUUUGAUCUUUUGUUGGUCAAUAUAACAUCGAUUAGCGUUUUGGUUUCAGCUGUAAUUCGUGUGGCUUUUUCAACUAUUUGAUAAAAUCCCUGAGACGUAAUUAUCUCUUUUAGUUCUUUAUGAGAAGAUUUAACGUUGUAAUUCGCGUUUAUGUCACCCAAGAGAAACGUUUCCAUGGAGAGAGUAUUCACUUUGAUUAACAUGUCCUUGAAAAACUUGUUAAAAUCUUUUGGUAAGUAGUUUGAUGAAUCAGGGGGUCGAUAUAUACACCCGCUAAGCAGAAAGGAUAGAUUCACACUUUUAUUUUCUCUGGCAUGACUCGGCCGUGGUUUGAACCCAAGACCUCCCGCACUGGAAGCAAGCGCUCUACCUCAAGGCUAUCAGUCAGUCGCUUCACACCUACGGUUGCUAUGCAAGUAUUUAAAUUCAAAAAAGAUUACAAAUCAAUAAUAAAAAGUGCAUUCCCUUGGUGCUGAAUUGUACCAAUUGUGUAAAUUUCACAUGUAUAUUUCCUUUCCGUUGUUCAUUAAUAUUCAUAUUGCUAUUUCCAUCGUUACGUGUCUCUCAUAAAACUUUUAAAAACUGUAAAUGGUUUGUUUAUUUGUUACUGAGAUAUAAAUUAAAGUUGAAUCAGAAGCUCAGGUCAACAUGAGUCUUCACAAUUGGUUCUUUUGCAAGCACACAAAAUUUUAAAACUUUUUUUUUGACAAGAAGGUUGUGAAGUGUACGAAGUAAAGGUAAUGUUUUCGUGUUUAAUUUUUUGGAUGAUUUUAAGUUUCGAAAAAACUGAUGCAUUAUCAAAUGUCAAAGUGAUAAACCUACCAAAUGGAGUUAACAUGACCGCGACAUAUGUAAGUUUCAAGAAACACGAAAAUGUCAUGAUAUACGGAAAUUCAUUCAAGGGUUUGCAUGUACAAAGCAAAGCUCAAUGCGCGUCAGAAUGUAUGGCAAAAAAUUGUAACAGUUUCGGUACAUUCAAGAAUAAACCGCCACCAUUGUACUGCUGGCUGUUUAAAGGAAAUCUUGACACAAAUCAUUAUUACGCCCAUGGACAAAACUUAUAUGAAGUUUAUGAAGUGCAGAACACGUGUACAAAGAAUCCAUUGAUAUGUGAACAUGGAAGUGUGUGUAUUCCAAACUUCAACAACAACACCUACUAUUGUCGCUGGUGUUUUCCACCUUACUAUGGUAAACAUUGCAAUUUGACAGCUGAAGAAGUGCACAACAAAACCAUUCCUGAAGACAUCCGAACUGGCAAGAAUGUUUCUUGUAAAAGUUUGAGAAAAAAUUUUGGUGUUAAGUCAUAUGGUGUUUAUGAUACCUAUCCCUGGCGCGAUUGGAGAAAGGUGACCGUUACGUGCUCGGGAGGUUAUACUAUGAUAACAAGAAUAUCUGCUGAUGUGAACGGUACAAUCAAUCACACUAUAUCGACUAUCACGCAACUUUCGGAUAUGCAAGGAGAGAGAUUUAGAUUUAGUACAACUGCAUUAAAUGUUCUUUAUAAACUUAUUCGUUAUAUUUUUACCUGAGCUGCAGAAAUAACGGUGUCAGAAAAACUGUAAUGACAAAUCUUGUUACAACUGCAGCAAGAAAAAAAGUGUUAAAAUAUUUUAUCGGGGAAUCAGAUCACCUGCCGGAUUCUUGUACGACAUUUAAAAGCGACGAUGUAACUUGCGAGGAAAUGGAAAAUAAAAAAUGGUCGAAGGAAGGUGUCCCAUUUGAAUCCAGAAUAUGCAAUCAAGUUAUCCGAUUUGCAUCAGAUGUAACGAAAGGAUAUAGUGUGGAAGACCAUCAGUAUGGAUGCUUUGGUCAGAUAGGUGAAUACAACACUGGUUUGAGUUUUGAUAUAUGGGUCAUUUAAUUAUAAUCAGAUCAGUUGAAUAAUAUACUUGUGACAACAUGUCAUUGUUAGGUUAUUUAUAUUGUUUAAUCGAUUGAAUCGUAAUUAAUAUGUAUAUAUAGAUAAUUCUGCACAUCAAGGCUGGUAACUGCAAACGCAAUGUAAUUUUGACAAAUAAGACGAA
This is a messenger RNA of Hydractinia symbiolongicarpus, 2506 nucleotides long. RefSeq lists its product as uncharacterized. The coding region runs from base 1223 to 2011 and encodes 262 amino acids. Lineage: Eukaryota; Metazoa; Cnidaria; Hydrozoa; Anthoathecata; Hydractiniidae. The record is from RefSeq and is a predicted model, not a curated record. The transcript is spliced from 5 exons.